AGCUUAAAUUGAAAUGGCGAUUGGCUACUUCAGACUCUUGCCAACCCCUUAAGGAUCCGAUGUGAAAUUAGUCGCAAGAAAGCAUGUAAUUGACAAAGUCACGUGUGCGUAGGGGGCCAGAAACUGAGGGAGAGAGAAGGGGAAAAAUCAAAAGAGGGAAAGCACAUUAGACCAUGCGAGCUAAAUUUGUGAUCGUUCAAAAUCAGGAUGCUAGAUUGAUGCAGAAGACCACUUCGAUCCAAAGGGAAAGUUUUCAUCUCACGAGUUUGGAGCAGAGGGCCCGUGGGGCAACAUGGCCGAAGGGGCGAGUAAAGGUGGAGACGAGCCCGGGAAGUUGCCGGAGCAGGAAGAGGAGGAAUCCCAGGUUUUGCACGGAACAGGCCAUUGCAAGUGGUUCAAUGUGCGAAUGGGAUUCGGGUUCAUCUCCAUGAUCAACCGGGAAGGAAACCCUUUGGAGUCUCCAGUUGAUGUUUUUGUACACCAAAGCAAGCUUUACAUGGAAGGAUUUAGAAGCCUAAAGGAAGGCGAACCAGUGGAAUUUACUUUUAAGAAAUCUUCCAAAGGCCUUGAAUCAAUACGGGUAACAGGCCCUGGUGGGAGCCCCUGUUUAGGAAGUGAGAGACGACCCAAAGGGAAGACAGUACAGAAAAGAAAACCAAAGGGAGAUAGAUGCUACAACUGUGGUGGCCUUGAUCAUCAUGCUAAGGAAUGUAGUUUACCUCCACAGCCAAAGAAGUGCCAUUACUGUCAGAGCAUCAUGCACAUGGUGGCUAACUGCCCUCAUAAAACUGUUUCACAACAGCCCACUAGUUCUCAGGGAAGAUAUGAAGCAGAACCACAGCCUUCCACUUCUGCUUUCCUGAGAGAAGGGGGAGGGGCUUACUGCCAUUCAUCUCCAUCAUAUUCUCAGGAGGGAAGGUCAGAGAUCUUAGAACGUUCAGGCAGGUCACCACAAGAAGCUUCCUCCAGUAAGUUAUCUGCAUCACCUGAAGAACAAAGCAGAAAGGGGCCUUCUGUUCAAAAAAGGAAAAAAACUUAGAGCUUUGUCAUAACCGUUCAUUUUCUUUACCCUCUUGGAAUGUCUACCUCAUGCAAGAACAGGGGAAGUAAUUUCACUAUCAGUAGCUGACCUGAAAUUUUAACUACUGUUGAGGAACUGUGAAUUUUUUUAUUUUUUUUAAUAGACAAAUCACUCCAAGCAAAUUACAUUUGAGCAGGGUGUCUUGUGUUUUACUGCCUGUGUGUGUGGCUGUCCAUGAGUGCAUGUGUCUCUAUCAUGUCCUUCUGUCUGUAUGUAUACAUAUCUAUAAUUGCUAUCUCUAUCUCUGUAUAUGUAUACAUACACACACCAGCAGAACAUUCUCCAUUUCCCAGGAUACAUCAUCCAUUGUGAAGCAAUAGUCAUGGUUCAGAAUGUUUUUGGAUACUCAUUCCUGGCAGCAAUCUUGAAACAUGCUUUAAAAACCAGUUGAGAUCAUGACUGUUACUUUUGUAUGAACCAAAGGAUACUUCACCUCUCAAAGCUGCCAAUGAUACGGUACUAAGAAUACUAAGACAUUCCCCUAACCCUCGAUUAUGGGUGGAUAUUUUGUUCUUGAUGCCCAAAGUGUAGCAAGGUUGUUUUUUUCUCCACACCUGUCAAGGGCAUGCCUUGAUUAAGUAUGGCCCUGUUGCCACAAUCUUUGUUCAGGAGUUAAGACUCCAGAAAAGACAAUGAAUGUGUAGUUUCUGUGCUGAGAUCUCAAAUGUUGUGUUAAAUGAAUAUGGUUUAAUUUUAAGUUAGGUGACCGUUGUGUGGGGGAAGAAUGUGUCAGUUGUUCUGAACUGAUUGGUUUGAGUGGUAUCAAGCUACCACCCUGUUUGCCCCCUUUGAGUUUUGUGAAAAUCUUGGGGGUGGCGGGGCGGUAGGGUGGUGGCAGAAGCUGCUUCCCUGGGUCCCAAUUUGUCCCCCUGAGUCAGUGUACAGAUCAAGGGGAUUUCCCCCUUGUUUACUACUGAAAGUCAUGGAAAGAACUCCCUAGGGUUUUUUAAGAUAAA
Chrysemys picta bellii (western painted turtle) is the source of this 2037-nucleotide messenger RNA. RefSeq names its product lin-28 homolog B (gene LIN28B). Gene Ontology annotation, biological process: pre-miRNA processing. The record is from RefSeq and is a predicted model, not a curated record. Gene Ontology annotation, molecular function: mRNA binding; zinc ion binding. Gene Ontology annotation, cellular component: nucleus; cytoplasm. Lineage: Eukaryota; Metazoa; Chordata; Testudines; Emydidae.